This is a messenger RNA of Rubroshorea leprosula, 978 nucleotides long. NCBI's taxonomy places the organism in Eukaryota, Viridiplantae, Streptophyta, Magnoliopsida, Malvales, Dipterocarpaceae. The record is from the annotation of a GenBank genome assembly.
GGUAUCAAAGCUGAAAUCUUGAGGGACCUGUGAGAGUUUGUUUUUUGAGGGAACUCCAGAUAAAAAACCCACCUUUCUCAUUGUUUUCAGACGGUUUUCAUGGAAACCCCUUUUGCUUGGCCAAAAUCUUGCAACAAAAAAAGGCUGUGAAGAUGGAGGCAUAUGUUAGUCCCACCAUGGGAGAUGUCAAGGAGAGGAAAGCUGGAUUCAAAGAGAAGGUGUUCGUGUUUGUUUCAAAAAUUAGUCCAAAAGGCAAAUCAUGGUUGAUGAAAUGGGAAAUUGAGCAAAAAAAACUCAGUUUCAUGGUAUGUUCUUCAUCCAUCUUUUAUGUUUGGUAUGGAUAUGUUUUGAGUUUUCCCAAGAAAACUCUUCAUGGAUGUGGCUAUGAUGUUCUAAACUCCCACAGCUUCAUGGCAAAGAAUGUUUGAUGGAGAUGAUGGCAAAGGAAAACUGAGCACAUCUCAGUUUCAUUCUUUGUUCUUCAACCAUCUUUUAUGUUUGUACUUCUAAAUGUUAAGAGUUUUUUCAUAAAAAAAAAAAAAAGAAAAAAAAAAGAAAAAAAAAAAAGAAGAACUCUUCAUGUUUAUGUACUUGUGAACCCCAUGGCUUUAUGGCAAAGAAGUUUGAUGGAGGAGCAGCCAAGACCAAGCACAAAAUCACAACUCGAGAAUGUACUGAAGCAGAAAAGAUCCAUGGACAAAGCUGCUGUAAUGGUGGAGUUGCAGAAAAUGUUUAAGGCUUUUGAAUUUUUUCAAACAGCAAAAAUCUAACAAAGAUGAAGCUGAUUUGCAAGAGGAGCUAAAAUAUUUGAGACGAUGGUACUUGGCAGCAAACAACAAACCAAACCAAAGACAAAACUGAAAAUGGUAGAUUCAAUGUGCUAAAGUAAAAUUGUGUUUCUGCAGCUUUAAUGCCAAGGAGCAGUUUGUUGGAGCUAUGGCAUGAAAGCUGAAAAUGCAAUGAAAUGAGAUCUGCUAA